This is a messenger RNA of Scomber scombrus (Atlantic mackerel), 3639 nucleotides long. RefSeq names its product striatin interacting protein 1 (gene strip1). Gene Ontology annotation, biological process: cytoskeleton organization. The transcript has 20 exons. Gene Ontology annotation, cellular component: cytosol. The record is from RefSeq and is a predicted model, not a curated record. NCBI's taxonomy places the organism in Eukaryota, Metazoa, Chordata, Actinopteri, Scombriformes, Scombridae. Bases 6 to 2453 code for a protein of 815 amino acids.
UAAACAUGGACGUCGGUGGAAACGGUGGAGGGCUACCUGUAAACAAUAAACAGAGAGCUAUGCUGCCCAAUAAAAGCAGGGGCGAAUUUACCCGCAACCCAAGAAAAGACUCAGAGGGGCUGUCUGAGUCUCCAGACCUCGAGUUUGAAUAUGCAGAUACAGACAAGUGGGCCGCAGAGCUUUCAGAGCUUUACAGUUAUACUGAAGGACCUGAGUUUGCUCUUAAUAGGAAAUGCUUUGAGGAGGAAUUCAGAGCACAGGUGUCUGAUAAGAAGUGGACAGAGCUCGAUGCAGCUCAGCACAGAGCUCACGCCAUGCGCAUGCUGGACGGUCUGGAGGUGAUUGCCCGGGAGAAGAGGUUGAAGGUUGCCAGGGCAAUUCUUUACAUGGCUCAGGGAACCUUUGGCGAGUGCAGCUCAGAGGCGGAGGUGCAGCACUGGAUGAGAUACAACGUCUUCCUGCUGCUGGAUGUGGGGACGUUCUCUGCUCUGGUUGAACUGCUCAACAUGGAGAUUGAUAACAGUGCUGCAUGUAGCAGUGCUGUCAGGAAACCAGCUAUCUCCCUUGCUGAUAGCACAGAUCUCAGGGUGCUGCUUAACAUAAUGUACCUGAUGGUUGAAACGAUCCAGCAGGAGGACCCAGCUGACAGGCCUGAGUGGAGAGUCAUCAGGGAAACCGUCAGAGCAGAACUGGGAUCUCCGCUGUUCAACAACGAGCCCAUUUCCGUCAUGCUCUUUGGUAUGGUUACCAAGUUCUGCAGCGGCCAUGCCCCCCACUUCCCAAUGAAGAAAGUGUUAUUGCUGUUGUGGAAGAGCAUACUGUUCACACUCGGAGGGUUUGAGCAGCUCCAAAGCAUAAAGGUUCAUAAACGCGUGGAGCUGGGUCUUCCCCCUCUCCCAGAGGACAGCAUCCGAGUGAUACGCAGCAUGAGGGCCGCUUCCCCUCCUGCAUCUGCAUCCGACCUCAUAGAGCAGCAACAAAAACGGGCACGCCGUGAACACAAGGCGCUGAUUAAACAGGACAAUCUGGAUGCAUUCAAUGAAAAGGACCCCUACAAGGCUGAUGAUGCUCGUGAGGAUGAAGAUGACAAUGACGACAAUGACAACUCUAUAGAGGCAGAGACUUUCCCACUAGAAAGGGAUGAAGUGAUGCCUCCACCUAUUCCUCACCCGCCAUCAGAGAGGGUGUCCUUCCCCAAAGGCCUGCCGUGGGCUCCUAAAGUCAGGGAAAAGGACAUUGAAAAUUUCUUGGAAUCAAGCAGAAGUAAAUUUAUUGGUUACACACUUGGAAAUGAUACAGAUACAGUUGUCGGCUUGCCCAGGCCAAUUCAUGAGAGCAUCAAGACGUUAAAGCAGCAUAAGUAUGUGUCCAUAGCUGAGAUUCAGAUUUCAAAGGAGGAGGAGUUUCAGAAAACCCCUCUGUCUGGGGGUGAAGAGGAAGUGGAGAUGUGCUCCACUGAGCUGCUCUAUCAGGGAAUUCUGCCCAGUUUACCUCAAUAUAUGAUUGCUCUGCUGAAGAUCCUACUCGCAGCAGCUCCGACCUCCAAAGCCAAGACAGAUUCCAUCAACAUCCUGGCAGACGUGCUGCCGGAGGAGAUGCCGACUACAGUGUUGCAAAGCAUGAAACUCGGUGUUGAUGUCAAUCGACACAAAGAGAUCAUCGUGAAGGCGAUCUCUGCCAUCCUGCUGCUGCUUCUGAAACACUUCAAACUGAACCACAUCUACCAGUUUGAGUACAUGGCUCAACAUCUGGUGUUUGCCAAUUGCAUCCCGCUCAUUCUCAAGUUCUUCAACCAGAACAUCAUGUCGUACAUCACAGCUAAAAAUAGCAUCUCAGUACUCGACUUUCCUCACUGUGUGGUGCACGAGCUCCCUGAGUUAACUGCAGAAAGUUUGGAAGCAGGUGACAACAAUCAGUUUUGCUGGAGGAAUCUGUUUUCCUGCAUUAACCUGCUGAGGAUCCUCAACAAACUAACCAAGUGGAAACACUCCAGAACGAUGAUGCUGGUGGUGUUUAAGUCAGCUCCCAUCCUGAAGAGAGCACUGAAGGUCAAGCAGGCCAUGAUGCAGCUCUACGUCCUCAAACUUCUCAAAGUGCAAACCAAAUACCUGGGACGCCAGUGGAGGAAGAGCAACAUGAAGACCAUGUCUGCCAUCUACCAGAAGGUGCGACAUCGGCUCAACGAUGACUGGGCUUACGGAAACGAUCUGGAUGCUCGUCCUUGGGACUUCCAGGCAGAGGAGUGUGCUCUGCGGGCCAACAUCGAACGCUUCAACAGCCGCCGCUACGACAAAACCCACAGUAAUCCGGACUUCCUGCCUGUGGACAACUGUCUGCAGAGUGUUCUGGGACAGCGGGUGGACCUGCCAGAGGACUUCCAAAUGAACUACGACCUCUGGCUGGAGCGCGAGGUCUUCUCCAAACCUAUUUCCUGGGAGGAACUGCUACAGUGAGAACCAGCUCUCGUGUUCGUUCUUUGAUGGAAAAACAAAACAAUCAGGAGUUCAGACAGACCACCAACAGUGCACUCGCUGAUCAAACUCUGAUCAAAGUAUUAUGUUACGAGUCCUGUACAGAAUGAAGACGUUGGAUGGAUUUUAAUUAUCAGCCUGGAGCAACGUGAUUUUACAGUUUGAUCGGGGCUCCAAACAAACGCUUUAUGUGAUGAACUGUUGCCUUGAAGAAAUUUAGCAUUAUUGUGAUUUCAAUCCUCUUGUUAGCAAAAAAAAUCAUCCUUUUGUAUUUAGGUUCUUUGAGACUUUUCCCACACUAAUGCCACCCACAGUUUUCAAUGGAAUAACAUGAUAUACAUUUAUGAAAUAUGUUCUGUUUGUAGACUUGAACUCAACCCUCACCUUACAUUUACAUCUCGUGGUUGUGCCUCUUACCUGUUAGGUCGGUAACUCUGACCACGAAGCACUACAUGACAGUACAUUCACUCCGAAUUUUAAAGAGAUUUAUUUAGAAUACAUUUAAAUGUAAAGACUCAGAGGUGUGUGUGAGCACAUUUAAGGUGUUGAAAUAAAUAUAACAUUCCUUGGGUUCAUCUCAUGAGCUUUUCAGAGAGAUGAAAGGAAUGAGUGGGUUUUUUGUAGUUAUUUCUCUAUGUACAAAUAGAAACAUGUACUACCUUUUGACGGUUAUUUCCUGUACGGGGUGAAAUAUUCCUUCCCCAAUUUAUCCUUUGUUGCACCUCUGCAUUUGCAAUAUCCUUUAAAUUUCAUUUACAUUAUUAUUAGUGCUGCCUGAACAUAUUUACCCUGGGACCAUGGAGGCGAUCAGUCAGACUUUCUUUGACCAUCAGACUGAACAUAUUUAAAAAUAUAGUUUUGAUUUUUCUUUCAGUAUCUUAAUUUUGCUUUGUUGUGUGGAAAAAACUGGUUGCACAUGUUCACAUCAUUUUAAUAUGUGAAAGGAAACAGUGAAGCUCUGGUUUGAGACAUGCAGGGAUAACUUAAGUGGAAAAACUCUUGGUGAAAGAACCAUUUUCCUUUUUUUCCCUACUUUUCAUUGUCUUUUUUUGUUUUAUUAUAAAAGGUUAAAGAAAUGGGAAAGACUUGUAAAUUGUGGAACUUAUUUAUCAUGGUUUUUGCUUUGUUUUACAUUGAAUUAAAUACUAUAAUGAAAUAGAUACUGUCA